This is a messenger RNA of Protobothrops mucrosquamatus (brown spotted pit viper), 3258 nucleotides long. RefSeq names its product ATP/GTP binding protein like 3 (gene AGBL3). Bases 1 to 3258 code for a protein of 1085 amino acids. Gene Ontology annotation, biological process: proteolysis. Gene Ontology annotation, molecular function: zinc ion binding; metallocarboxypeptidase activity. The record is from RefSeq and is a predicted model, not a curated record. The transcript is spliced from 19 exons. NCBI's taxonomy places the organism in Eukaryota, Metazoa, Chordata, Lepidosauria, Squamata, Viperidae.
AUGUCCGAAGAUUCAAAUAAGGACAAGCAGUACAUAGAACAGUUAACCAGUGAAAAUUACAACUCAGAUGAGGAUUCUUUUAUCCCAUACGUAACAGAAGAUCUUGAGCAGUGUGCAUUUGUCGCAGAUUCUUUUUGUGAUCAACUUUUGCCACGGACAACACAGAUUUUAUUGGAAUAUAACUCUGGAAAAUGGGUACCACGACUUCGUGAACCACGAGAUUUAUAUGGGCUUUCUCCUGCAGGAGAUCUGCACUUAGUACGCUGGCCACAUCAGUAUGAAGUUAUCAGAGAAAAAAUUAAGCAUAUUGAAUGGAUUCCAUCUCAUCCAGAGCUUCUCUACAAUCCCACAGGUUUAGACAUCGAACCUCCGUGUCCAGAUCCAGGGGAAGGUGGUGUUGUGUAUUUAGCAGAUGAAGCCGAUAAGGACCCCAGCUUUAGAUAUUCUCGAAUAGGGGGAAGUUUCCCUUCAAAGCAAGUGCUUCCUCAAUCAUGGAAUGACUGGGAUAAUACUUUGAUCUUUGAAGCACGAUUUGAAAGUGGAAAUCUACAAAAGGUGGUCAAAAUUAAUGAUUUUGAAUAUCAGUUGACACUGCGUACUGAUCUCUACACAAAUAAGCACACCCAAUGGUACUACUUCCAGGUUACCAACACCCAAGCAGGAAUGCCUUACCGAUUCACCAUUGUCAACUUCACCAAGCCAACAAGCUUGUAUAAUCGUGGCAUGCGUCCAUUAUUAUAUUCAGAAGCAGAGGCAAAGAUCCACAAAGUGGGGUGGCAAAGGACAGGAGAUCAAAUCAAGUAUUAUAAAAACAAUUUCAGCCAUGAUGGGCACCAAUAUUUUUCCUUGACAUGGACUUUCCAAUUUCCACAUGACAGGGAUACUUGCUAUUUUGCCCACUGCUAUCCAUACACUUACAGCAACCUGCAAGACUACUUGUCAGCCAUUGCCAGAGACCCACGGCGGUCCAAAUUCUGCAAAAUACGUAUAUUAUGUCAUUCUCUGGCUAGGAAUAUAGUCUAUGUUUUAACUAUUACUAAUCCCUUGCAAGAUUUUAAUAAGGAAAAAUGCAAGUCAGCAGUCAUUUUGACAGCAAGGGUGCAUCCUGGUGAAACAAACAGUUCAUGGAUGAUGAAAGGCUUUCUGGAUUACCUUCUAGGGGAUUCAGAUAAUGCCCAAUUGCUCCGAGACACUUUUAUUUUUAAAGUGGUACCGAUGUUGAAUCCAGAUGGUGUGAUUGUGGGCAAUUAUCGCUGCUCUUUAGCCGGCAAGGACUUGAAUCGCAAUUAUAGAUCAGAUCUUAAAGACUCUUUUCCUUCUAUUUGGUAUACCCGCAGCAUGAUCAAAAGAAUAAUGGAAGAGCGAAAUGUUCUUCUAUACUGUGACCUUCAUGGUCAUAGCAGGAAAGAAAAUGUCUUCAUGUAUGGCUGUGAAAAAAAAGAACAAGAUGAAAGGGCAUGCUUACUCCAGCGCAUUUUUCCUUUCAUUAUGAGCAAAAAUUGUCCAGAUAAAUUCUCAUUCCAAGAUUGCAGUUUUAAAAUGCAGAAAGGCAAAGAAGGAACAGGUCGAGUAGCUAUGUGGAAGAUGGGCAUUAACAACAGCUAUACCUUGGAAGUAACCUUCUGUGGCUCUAAACUGGGAAAUAGUAAUGCUACCCACUUCAAUACUAAAGAUUUGGAGUCCAUCGGAUACAAUUUCUGUGAUUCAUUAUUGGCGUUUUGUACUGAAAAGAAGAGCAAGUACAAUGAAUGCCUGAAAGAAUUGGAGGAACUAGUAAAACAGGACGAUCCAGCUGCCUGUGUCAAUGAUAUAGGAGACAGAGGGGAUUCUAGUUCAGACAGUUCAGACUCUAAUGAGUUUGCUGAUAAAACAGAAACCCAGACAAAAUCAAAGAAAAAAUAUUUGAAAGUAAAGAAGGAAAGAAGUUUUGUUUUGGAAUCCUCGGGAAGAAGAUAUUCGAAACAUUUACAUGAACCAGUGGUAGAUUAUAAUUGUUGUAUCGUAGCUACUCACUAUAGCUUGUUUAUUCUUACAGAUGUUCAUAACACACCAGUUAUGCUAUUCCCUUUUGGGAUAAGAAGUGUUAUGUGGAAAAGAAAUUCUUCACUUCACCUAAGGACAUUACAGAAUGUUACCAUUGAAGAUGUAGAUGUUCAUCUUUUUCCAUAUCAAAAUUACAGUGUUUUUAUCUACUUGAACUUGUUUGAUGCCACUUCCAAUGCCCAGGUUUUUCAGAAAUUAAAACUGAUGGAAUUACAAAACAUGGAAAGAGAAAAGUAUGAAAUUAACAAGCAGAAUGUAGAGACUUUUUCCAGAACAACAAAUGCAAAAAAGUCAAAGACUUUAGCAGGGGUUCAUGAAUUGUUUAAAGAAACUAGUUCCAUUUUAAAAAGUAAAGCAGAUCAAAUGGCUUUCCCCUCUAAAAAAGAUUUUGGAUGGGAUCUAGCCCAGCCUUUUAAGCACGCUGUUUCCCAGAGACUUUUCCUACCUCCUACUUCCCAUAACCAAAUGUGCAAUACACCAAGAAGAAAUAGUGCACUUCUGGGUUGCCGACUUCCUAGAGUGGAAAAUAUGAAGAGGGAACCAGUAGCAGAAAAUCAUCCUGGAAGGGACUGUGUCACACUACAGUUAGAAGAAAAAGAACUACAAAAUAUUGCUCUAGCUCAAGAAAUCCAUUUAAAUGCUCCAUAUAACAAAGCUGCAACCUGGAGAUUAGAAAAGUAUCAAACUGGAAAGACCAAUAGUUGCAGAGAAAAAGCAUCUCCAGAGAUCAAAGGUUUCCCUGAGCCACCAAAAAGUAUUUUACCUGGAAGCAAAGAUAAAGUAAAGGAACUGUCACCAGCAAGAAAUGCAAAAACUAACAGAAUUAGUGGAGGGAACUGUGAAGAAGAUCUUAAACUGAACAGAUCUUCUAUAACACAAGAUUUGCUGCUAUCCCUUCCUUUGAUGUCUGAGGGAAAAUACAGUCAGCCCACUGAAAAAUAUUUGAGGAGUGAACGACAUCUAAAAUCCUUGAGCCGACACCGACCACGCCUUGCUACUUUACUGACUGCAAAAGGGCCCAACAAAACAAUUUUAAUGAAACAUUCUGAAGAUGAUGAAACAUCCAGGUCUCUACUGCAAAGCAGGCCAAAAAUGCCAACAACAAACCUGCUUUGCCAGAGUGAAAGGAAAUUUUUUCCUAAGAGAUGUAAAAGUGACAGACCUUCAGGGCAAGAUCUUCCAAACACAACUGAGAGGAUUUCUUUUCAUGCGUAA